AAACAGUAUUUAUUAGUUCAAUAAAUCUGUUCGCAUACAUGAGCAUCAAUAAUGUCAAAAAUUAAUGAUUUCACAGACUAUAAUAGUCCCAUAUCAACUGUAAAUGAUGGUAACACAUUCAAUGUCAAUUCUCAUCCAUUUUUGGAUGAAUUAAAGUAUCAUAGUUCAACUCUGAAAACACAUAAUGCACAUCUUAAAAAACUCCAAAAGCUUGGAAUCAAUCUUCUGUCACUCACAGAUGAAACGAUCAAUGAUCAAUUAAUGCAAAUAAAAAAAUCCGGAGCUGAUAGUAAGGAACUUUCAAAUAAUUACGUUAACGGAAUUUACGCUACAAUAAGACGACUUAGACCAUCGUUAACCAAAACGCGUCGUGAAUUAGGCCUUCACCUACAGAAUAAACCAAAUUCUAUUCAUCGUGAUCAAGAUACAUUCAUGGGCACCAUGAAAAUGUUACUCGACAUUGUUAAAGAUGUUACAGAAACAAAUAUUUUAGAAUGUACUAGACUUCGACCAAGACGAAUCGUCGAUACUCAAAUUGCUAUUGUGUUGACUUUGUUAACGAAUUUGCGGUCGAGCGAAUUGAUGCAAUUACAGGUCAAACACAUAAAUAUGAUCGAUAGAGAACUUCCAUUAUCUAUUCACACCAAGCACCGGAAUACGUCUAUCAAGAUCUUAAGAAUGGGUAAACUAUUCGAUGGUAUGUAUCCGCAAAUUGUGAAGUUGGCAUUACAUCGCGAUAAGUUAUACAACAGCACAACGGAUUCAAAUUUUUCCGCGACGUUAAAACAAAAUACUGUGGUACAAAAUACGUUUUUGAUUUCUUGUAAGAUUGAUACAAUCAAUAAAGUAUUGCGUGAAUUUUAUGAACGUAGCAAUGAAAAGAAACCCCCUUAUGCCUUGGGAUUAAAAUCUAUUCGCACUCUUAAUACGACAAUUAUGAUUACUCACAACGAGUUAUUAUUAGCUCAAACAUUAAAUAGACAUCGAGAUCUAAACGUUACACUCAAACAUUAUAAUUCUUCUUGUUUUGAAGAAAAAAUUGCCGAUGCUUACGUAAAAUUAUAAAAAUGGAAGUAGGUUUAGUUGAACGUGUGUGUAUAUUUACAUUUUAGUAAUGAAAAUUUUUCAUUUUUAUAGAACAUAAUAAUUAUGUUGUAUAUUUUUUAACUUUUCGCUAUUAAAAUGAUUGAUUCUCUUUGAUUACUUUUUUCAACUCGAUUCUCGAAAAUUGAGUUCUUAUCAGAUCUUUUCGCUUACAGUCCUUAAAAGUUAUUAUCGAAGUUUCAAUGGUACCUAGAAUUAUAGUAAAUACUCUGCAUAAAAGAAAUGUCGUAAAAUCACGGCAACAGUUGGAUAUUACUAUAGUCAAACUGGCUAGCUUGUUUACUUAUGUUAUACAGCCAAUUCAAACUGCUUAUGCUGUAAAGUAACUCUGACAAUACGGUAAAAUAACUAUAAAAGUGUUGCUUUUUUAAUAGAAAAAAUUCUAUAUAAUAACCGAUAUAAUAGGAUUGUGUUAUUGUCAUAAUAUCGUAUACAUUUAGCAAUAAUUUGGU
Cotesia glomerata is the source of this 1556-nucleotide messenger RNA. RefSeq lists its product as uncharacterized. Gene Ontology annotation, biological process: DNA integration; DNA recombination. The transcript has a single exon. Bases 52 to 1065 code for a protein of 337 amino acids. Gene Ontology annotation, molecular function: DNA binding. The record is from RefSeq and is a predicted model, not a curated record. NCBI's taxonomy places the organism in Eukaryota, Metazoa, Arthropoda, Insecta, Hymenoptera, Braconidae.